Molecule: messenger RNA, 3163 nt
Organism: Pangasianodon hypophthalmus (striped catfish)
Lineage: Eukaryota; Metazoa; Chordata; Actinopteri; Siluriformes; Pangasiidae
Gene: abhd17c
Product: abhydrolase domain containing 17C, depalmitoylase
Exons: 3
Coding region: 430-1314 (294 amino acids)
Biological process (GO): protein depalmitoylation
Cellular component (GO): endosome membrane; plasma membrane
Molecular function (GO): palmitoyl-(protein) hydrolase activity
Source: RefSeq, a predicted model, not a curated record
ACUCUGGCACUGAGUCGCGACAUCAUUGGCUUCCCCCAGGACCGGAUUUCCGCUUCUACCGGAAGUCUUAUAUUUGGCCUAAGUGUAGCAGGAGAAAUGGCUGCUUCCAUUGUGUAUGGCUAAGCUAACUUACAGUUGGAUUGGAUUUUUUUAAUUUAAAGGCUCGGAGGCUUUAAUUAGCAACGGCGUAUUUGUGGUAAGCAAAGAUCUUAAGAUGUUAAACGAUAAUUGUUAGUGUUAGUUUUGAACUAUCAAGAGCGCAAGAAAGCGGAAACCUAUAGCGAUAUCUAGCUAACGCUGUAUUAGCGAGCUUAUUAGCUUUCAGCCUAGCUUGUAGUAAUUAGCUAGUUUAUUAAAUUAGUCGUUAUCCAAGCUUAGUGUUUUUUUCUCUCGUACAUUGUGGUUUAACAUUAGUAGUACAGCGCAUCAAUGCCUGAGCAAGGCCCGAGAAUGAACGGCUUCUCCCUGGGCGAGCUGUGCUGGCUGUUCUGCUGCCCGCCCUGCCCGAGCCGCAUCGCCGCUAAGCUUGCCUUCCUGCCCCCGGAGCCUACGUACUCGGUGCACACGGAUGCCGAGGGCGCGUGCAGCCUGCACCUGAGCGAGCGCGCGGAUUGGCAGUACUCCCAGCGCGAGCUGGACGCCGUGGAGGUGUUCGGCACGCGCACGAGCCGCGGCAACCGCGUGCUCUGCAUGUUUGUCCGCUGCGCGCCCAGCAGCCGCUACACGCUGCUCUUCUCGCACGGGAACGCCGUGGAUCUCGGGCAGAUGUGCAGCUUCUACAUCGGCCUCGGCUCCCGCAUCAACUGCAACGUCUUCUCCUACGACUACUCCGGCUACGGAGUGAGCACCGGGAAACCGUCCGAGAAGAACCUGUACGCUGACAUCGAGGCGGCCUGGCAGGUGCUCAGGACAAAGUAUGGCGUGACCCCAGAGAACAUCAUCCUGUAUGGGCAGAGUAUCGGCACAGUGCCGACGGUGGACCUGGCGGCACGGUACGAGUGCGCAGCAGUCAUCCUGCAUUCUCCGCUCAUGUCUGGACUGCGCGUGGCCUUCCCCGACACACGCAAAACCUACUGCUUCGAUGCUUUCCCCAGCAUCGAUAAGGUGUCAAAGGUGGCCUCUCCGGUCCUCGUAAUUCACGGCACGGAGGACGAGGUGAUCGAUUUCUCUCACGGCCUGGCCAUCUACGAGCGAUGCCCGCGUGCCGUGGAACCGCUGUGGGUGGAGGGCGCUGGGCACAACGACAUCGAGCUGUACGCCCAGUACCUGGAGAGACUCAAGCAGUUCAUCUCCUUCGAGCUGGCUACCUCCUGAAAGCACACUGCAGCACACUGUACAACAUCACGGCACACACUGCGAUGAGCUCCUCUCAGCUCUUUACACACCGAGCCGAGGAUCAGCGUCAAGGAUUUGCACUUGCUGACAGAAAUUCUGGACUCUUCUUUUUAAGUGUACAUGGUGGUAUUAAGGAACGGGGCCUUUCCAUUUCUGCAAAGAGGAAAAGCCUUUUAUCAAUUUUCAAUUUUUAUUUUCGAUUCUUUUCUACUUGAUGAAGAAACAUUUAAACUGCACCACAAACUUUACUUAUUUUGUGUGUUUGAUUUGUCUAGCUGUUUUUUUUGGGUUUUUUUUUUUUUCGAGUGUGUGUGUGUGUGUGUAUGUGUGUGAGAGAGAGAGUUAAUACCCAACAGGGAUAAAUAAAUGGAUGCACUAUUAUUGUGCUGUUAUGUUCAGUUAACCACUAUUUUUUUAUUCUGUUGUUGUUUUGUUUUAAUUAUUUCUAGGCAUUCCAUUGGUCAGUUGAAUUCUCUUGACUGGGAUAAAAGAGGAUUUGCUCUCAGAUUUCUACAGAGCCAGUCUGUGUGUAUAGUGUGGUCUUUUUUUUUUUUUUCUUUUUUUUUUUUCUUUUUUAAAACGCUAGUAAGUGAAGGAAUACUACCACUGAGAACGCAGCAAUGUUACAUGACUGAUCAAACCACUACAUCGUUUCUGGCUCUGGAGCAUGGUGCUGUGUGUUACUACAGUAAUCGGGGCAUUGUUUGUGCAUACACACUACAUAAAUAAGGUGUUCAUAUAUGAAAUCUUGGUCUCUGUUUUGGCGCCAGUGCUACAGUACGCCUUAUGCUCUGACAUUUUUGCUGUCUAGCAUUUCUCGGGAGCAGGCUUUUCUCAAGGUUAAUACUAGCUGCUACUCUUCCGAUGAGAAAAAUCACUGUGAGACCUAACUGGCAAAACAAUAAGGGUACAAGGUGAAUUGUAUUGAGCCACAAAAAAUCAUCUCACCCGCCCCAAAAUUUUGCAGCUGCUUCCUCAUUCCUGAUAUUAUCUACUGAUCCCAAAGGACUCUAACCCCUGAACACAAAGACAUGAUAACACUAAAAGUCCUCGUAUUUUAGUGCGAGCUUUGCAAAUGUUAAUGUAUUCAGGGGUAGCACUAGACACUAGAAGAUACAAUGGUUUAAUUAACAAGAAGGAACUCGGUUUAUUCGAAGUAGCUGCAAUUACCAUGUUGCAACAUUUGAAGGUUUUUUUUUUUUAGUUUUUAUUUUUAUUUUUGUUUUUUUGAGCAAAUGGGCUGAACUUAUCGGUGUUCAUCUAUGUAUUGCUGUAAGAUAACACUGCAUUGGCAGAUACAUGUGUGUAAAACAGAAUGUUAUUGUGUUUCUCCACGAGUCCUGAACGAGGUUUGAACCUCCUCCUUUAUCCUCAGUGGAGAUUUUGAUGGAGACUGCUUUUAAUGACUGACUGAACACAGCCCUAACUGAGCCCCGCUGUUGCUUUUGAUACUGAUGUUUUUAACAAUGUUUUUUCCAGUACUUAUUAAUAUUAUCUUUACACCUCUUUUAAUGCUGGUUUGUAAGAUAAUCGUACUGUACACAUCUCUCCUCUCGAUAGAUACGUAAAACAGGAAACUGUAUUUAGUCUUUUUAAUGAUUGACACUGGAAUUGCUGUAUGCAAGUAUAAUGCAGAAGAAAAAAAAAAGAAAAAAUAGUUGGUACAAAAUGUGCUAGUGUAAUUUUUGUUUUCUCAGAUCAAAUGAAAAAGCCUUAAAUGUGCUGUGAGACAGAUUUAUUACUCACUUGAUGUUGGCUGUUGCCUCAGAGCAACCCACUGGAUGUUGUAUUGCUAUAUAAUGGAAUAAAGGAUGCAUGGAAUAUUGAA